Molecule: messenger RNA, 1268 nt
Organism: Ruditapes philippinarum (Manila clam)
Lineage: Eukaryota; Metazoa; Mollusca; Bivalvia; Venerida; Veneridae
Exons: 9
Coding region: 1-1209 (402 amino acids)
Source: RefSeq, a predicted model, not a curated record
AUGCUUCGAAUUCAAUCAAGAGAUGACCUGUUAACAGUACAAAUAGCAAAUCACACACAUGCAUAUUCGUAUAAGCCGUCUUUAUCCAAACAUUAUUUUGGAAAUGACACAGUUAUUCUUACAGCAAAUAGCAGCUUCUCGGUCAGUCAAUAUGGUGUUGGAUAUGACUUUGAUAACAUAAAUGGAGAUCCAUUCAUGGCAGUUGUCCCAGGGGUUAACCAAUAUCUGAAUGAUUAUAAGUUUUCUGUACCUGUUGGAUACUAUGAUGUCAAAUCUAAUGUGGCAAUUAUCAUACCAAGAUUACAUCAAACAGGUCUAACACUUGAUGGCCUUUCAUUGCAGGCGUAUAAUAAUGGGCCACGAAAAACGUUCAAUGUCCCUCCACCUUUUGAUAACUAUGUUAUCAACGUUUUCGAAAUAAAGGCAGGAUACCAUCAUUUUGCUCAUUCCUUGCAAUGGAUAAAAUUUGGCGUAUUUGUUUACGGUCUAGGACGUCACAUUGGCUUCGGUUUAGGGUAUGGGUUCUAUCCGGGAUAUGAUUUGAAAGGAGGCUGCUUGCAUUCAACACCAUUACCUACGCAUACAGUUACUACGACGACAUCAACAACUUCAAACUUUCAGACAACAAGGGCUACCACUGUGACCUCACGAAUGUUUGGACCCACAUGCUAUAAUUGUGAUGACUUAACUCAUGCAGGCUUGUGUGAUACAGUACACCAGUGCAACACAAAUGAGAUAUGCUUCAUUGAAAGGUUUGAACAAUAUGGGCGGAUGAGGUUCAUAGCAGGCUGCAUUGAAGAGAAAACAUGCUACCUAAAACGGAAUGAUUUGAACGGAUCUGAUGAUCUUUGUUUUGAUUGUUGCCAUGGUAAUUUUUGUAACAACAAAGGAUGUGGAGAAAAUGACAUACCGGACAGACAAAAUAGGGGACCAAUAUGCUUUGACUGCGAGCACGUGAGAUCCCCUGCUGAAUGCGAACAUAUAACUCCUCGCGAGUCACACCAGAGUUGUAGCAUCGAGGAGUAUGAAUGGUUUGGUUCUACUCAUUUUAAGCUUGGAUGUGGUCAUGGAUCGUGUGGAUUUGAAAGCGACGACGGGAAUGUCUCAUUGAAGAGAGCGACACCUAUUUGCCAUUCGUGUUGUACGGAAGACUACUGUAACACAAAUUGCACUACACAUAACCAUGGUGGAUCAAUAAUAAUUGGAUAAUAGAAAAAAAACUGUCAUGUUCCACAUUGUAAUGUUCCACAUUAAAUAAUAAAGCAUGA